Oncorhynchus nerka (sockeye salmon) is the source of this 5058-nucleotide messenger RNA. RefSeq names its product brain-specific angiogenesis inhibitor 1-associated protein 2-like protein 2. Gene Ontology annotation, molecular function: protein binding. NCBI's taxonomy places the organism in Eukaryota, Metazoa, Chordata, Actinopteri, Salmoniformes, Salmonidae. Gene Ontology annotation, cellular component: nucleoplasm; cytosol. Bases 142 to 1467 code for a protein of 441 amino acids. Gene Ontology annotation, biological process: actin filament bundle assembly; actin crosslink formation; plasma membrane organization. The record is from RefSeq and is a predicted model, not a curated record. The transcript has 13 exons.
CGCCCAGUUUCCUGUGAAUUAGAACAUCCGCGUUGAUACGGAUAGGGGACUUUCGGGACUGUCACCCUUAAUUUUCACAACAUAUAAAUCAAUAGAUUGAAUGUUUCAUAGGCAGCCAGUGGGAACACUUUGAGCGUCAGAAUGUCUGGACAAAACAGCGACCAGUUGCAUCGCUCUACUUUGGGCAUAUAUGCGAGCCUGAUGGAUCAGUUCAACCCAAGUCUACAGAAGUUAGUGUCUUUGGGAAACAGCUACAUGCAGGCUUUCCAAGCCCUUGCUGUGACCAGUGAGGCUUACUUCAGCACCCUUGCUAAGAUAGGGGAGCAGGCCUUUCACACCAUGUCGUCUCGCUCUAUUGGAGAUGUUCUGAUUCAGAUUUCAGAGAACCAGAAGAGUCUCACCACUGAACUGGAAGGAAUAUUCCGCUGGUUCCACACUGAGGUGCUACAGGAGAUGAACAACAAUGUCAGACUGGAUAAGGACUACAUAGCAGGCAGCAGGAGGCGAUAUGAGAUGGAGGUACAGAGCCAGGCCAUAUCUUUGGAGAGGCAGCUGAGGAGAGGGGCUCACCAGGAUGAGUACAUUCACUUCCUGAGGGAGAGUCACCGCGAGGCUCUGAUGGAGGAAGAAAGGCGAUACCGUUUCCUGGCUGAGAAACACUGUGGUCUCACUCAGUCCAUCAUCUACCUCAUGAACAAGACAGGGGCAGGGGGAAGCCUACAGCAGAUAGCUGAUGGAUGGAGAGACCAGGUCAACGCCACCAGACGACCUGGAUCCCGGAACCCCUCUCACCUGGACCAGGACAACACAUCCAGAACGAGGGAGGAGGACAGGGGGAGCCAAUGGUCAGGCAAAGAGGAGCAGCCUCUAGGAAGAGUGCCCUCCAGAGGCCCAUCACCCCAGAACAUCCGUUCCCGCUCCAGCUCAUUUGGCGAGUCCCUAGGUCUGGGUGGAGGUGGAGGAGGGAGACCUAUGAGAGCUCUGGUAUCCCACCCUGCUAACUCCAGCAACCCCACCCUGCUGCCCUUCUCCCGGGGGGAGGUGGUGAGCGUGCUGGUGCAGGAGCCCCGUAAUGGCUGGCUCUACGGCCGGGCAGAGAGCAGCUCACGCCAGGGCUGGUUCCCAGCUGCCUAUGUGGGGACACUGGAGGAGGCCCCUAGAUCAACUGGCUCCAGUAGCUCCACCCUUAGGAGUGCCCACAGUAUGGACAACCUGCUGGACCAAUCAGGAGGCAGCAGCCACGGUAGACCCCCGCCCCCGCCGCCUCCACCAAAUAGACAGACAGAGAUGCGUCCAAUCACACCCAGCAUGGAUAGAAGGGCGGAGUCUCACUCUGACAAUAAGAGAGGAGAGCGUCAUGGUGGACCUGGGCCAAACCUCUUUCCAAAGGGCACCAACCCUUUCGCCACUGUCAAGCUGAAGCCCACGUCCACCGAUGACAGAUCUGCUCCACGGCUCCGUCGGUGAAGAGGUCACGCCCUUGGAAAGGUAUUGGGCGCGUUCCAGUUCGACUACAUUUCAGUCAUUGCAUUGCAUCAACAAAUGGUUUCAUUCCGCAUUAUCAACUGUGCAGUCGACUGCUAUAUCAUAUGAUUCACUGAUAUGUUAAAUUCAUACCUAUCCAGGCGUUGUGAGAUCUGGCAGGUGUCUGAAAUGUAGUCAUGCAAAUGCAGCAGGGGUUUUAGGGUUGAUGCCCUAAAACUGCCCCAAAUCCUCCCAAACUGUUGAAAACUGUCUUAAAACUGCCCCACACUUUCUCAAAGCAGCCCCUAAUACCAACCUUGUACAGUUGGUUAUUUAAAAAUAUGAUGGAGUUUAUCAGAUGACUACAGUGAUAAAGGAAGUUCGGCGGGCAAUGUAAGAUGCCAGAAACCCUAACAGAUGCUUGGUGCACUGAUUGACCUCGCAAGUGCAUUAAUACUUUUGAUUUAAUUAGCGAGACAAAUCUUUGAGGGCGCUCCUUUAUGCACUUUCCUUCAGAAUCAGGAAUAUUUUCUGACUUCAUAUACAGUUGAAGUCGGAAGUUUACAUACACUUAUGUUGGAGUCAAAAACCACUCCACAGAUUUCUUGUUAACAAACUAUAGUUUUGGCAAGUUGGUUAGGACAUCUACUUUGUGCAUGACACAAGUACUUAUUCCAACAAUUGUUUACAGACAGAUUAUUUAACUUAUAAUUCAUUAUCACAAUUCCAGUGGGUCAGAAGAUUACAUACACUAAGUUGACUGUGCCUUUAAACAGCUUGGAACAUUACAGAAAAUAAUGUCAUGGCUUUAGAAGCUUCUGAUAGGCUAAUUGACAUCAUUUGAGUCAAUUGGAGGUGUGGAUGUAUUUCAAGGCCUACCUUCAAACUCAGUGCCUCUUUGCUUGACAUCAUGGGGAAUUUUUUUAAUUUUUUAAUUAUAGACCUCCACAUGUCUGUUUCAUCUUUGGGAGCAAUUUCCAAAUGCCUGAAGGUACCACGUUCAUCUGUACAAACAAUAGUAAGCAAGUAUAAACACUAUGCGACCACGCAGCUGUCAUACUGCUCAGGAAGAAGACGCGUUAUGUCUCCUAGAGAUGGACGUAAUUUGGUGGGAAAAGUGUAAAUCAAUCCCAGAACACCAGCAAAGGACCUUGUGAAGAUGCUGGAGGAAACAGGUACAAAAGUAUCUAUAUCCACAGCAAAAUGAGUCCUAUAUAACCUGAAAGGCUGCUCAGCAAGGAAGAAGCCACUGCUCCAAAACUGCCAUAAAAAAGCCAGACUACGGUUUGCAUCUGCACAUGGGGACAAAGAUCGUACUUUUUGGAGAAAUGUCCGCUGGUCCGAUGAAAGAAAAAUAGAGCUGUUUGGCCAUAAUGACCAUUGUUAUGUUUGGAGGAAAUAGGGGGAGGCUUACAAGACGAAAAACACCAUCCCAACCGUGAAGCACGGGGGUGGCAGCAUUAUGUUGUGGGGGUGCUUUGCUGCAGGAGGGACUGGUGCACUUCACAAAAUAGAUGGCAUCAUGAGGUAGGAAAAUUAUGUGGAUAUAUUGAAGCAACAUCUCAAGACAUCAGUCAGGAAGUUAAAGCUUGGUCGCAAAUGGGUCUUCCAAAUGGGCAAUGACCUCAAGCAUACUUCCAAAUUUGUGGAAGAAUGGCUUAAAGCUCAUCUAUAAGCUAAGGACCCUGGGACUAAACACCUCCCUCUGCAACUGGGUCCUGGUCUUCCUGAUGGGCCGCCUCCCAAGUGGUAAGAGUAGUUAAGGGCAAAAAGUCAAGGUAUUGGAGUGGCCAUCACAAAGGCCUGACCUCAAUCCUAUCGAAAAUUUGUGGGCAGAACUGAAAAAGCAUGUGUGACCAGGAGGCCAAUAAACCUGAUUCCGUUACACCAGUUCUGUCAGGAGGAAUGGACCAAAAUUCACCCAAGCUUGUGGAAAGCUGCCCGAAACGUUUUACCCAAGUUAACAAUUUAAAGGCAGCAAUGUAGCAUCUACCAAGUACUAAUUGAGUGUAUGUAAACUUCUGACCGACUGGGAAUGUGAUGAAAGAAAUGAAAGCUGAAAUCCUUCUCUCUACUAUUAUUUUGACAUUUCACAUUCUCGUAAUAAAGUGGUGAUCCUAACUGACAGGGAAUUUUUACUAGAUUAAAUUGUGAAAAACUGAGUUUAAGUGUAUUUGGCUAAGGUGUAUGUAAACUUCCGACUUCAACUGUACAUGUCAGGUACAGGAAAUAUCGUGGUAGAAGUAGUUGUUUUUAUCAAAGCCUUUUGCAUUGUUUUCUUCAAGUAGCACUUUUGUUUAGUUUUGCUUGUACAGUAACAAUAUGCCAAUUUAAACCAAUACUUCACUUUGAUGCUAAACUACAGUGAACCACAGUGAGCUGAUCUUUCUCUUAGGAAUGCCAUGCAGGUAGAUUGUUAUGACAAGUGAGUUUUAGUGCUUAAUUUAACAGUGCUGUUUGGUCCAGUGCCUUUAGUAAAUGUACAAUGAGAUUUGUGUGUUUCUUUGCUCAUGCAGGCAGUAGGGUGGCCUACUACUCUAGUGAAGGACCUGGGUUUGUCAAUUCUAAUCCACCAAUGGGGAUACUUAAUCUAAAUUACCCUUAGUGUGUACUCAGCUAUGUGAAUGGCUGACAUGUGAGAGUGUUGAGCUAAUGUAAUAGCUCCAACAAAACAAUGACUUUUGACUUUACUGCUAAAAUAAAAAUGGUAGCUGCUUUUCACAUUGUUUCCAAUUCCUUUAAUCAGACAAAAAUACAUCCUCUGAUUCUGUUUUUUUAGUUGCUGUUGAUAUUUGACACAUUUCUUUUCUAGUUAUCGAGGGCCAAUCGGUAGUGCUGAGCGAUUAACUGAAAUGUGUUGAACAACCAAUUAACCGACGUCGAUUCAUUUAUUUGAAUUCCAUUUAGUUCUUUUUUUGUGAGCCCAACGCGCCGUUUCUGUAGAGAGAAAUCCAAUAAUUCACGAGCAAAAUCAAGUCAAGAACUACGUGGGGACGCUUGGCUGUAGUAUUAAGCCAAUAAUUAAACUUAAUUCAGCACAGAAAUUUGGUGAUGAACUACAAUGACCAUAAUCCAUUGCGCCUGUACUUCCCGGCUUGGAUGUUAGAUAAGACACACACAGACCAAAUAGACCGCAUGAUAGGAAUGUACAGAACACAACGAUGAGAGGGACGGAGACAAUUUGUGAAAGUAUGCCUUACCUUGUUUGAAGAGCUAGUAAAAAUGUUUUUUUAACCGACUGCUCUGCAACAUCAUUAGACAGGCUAGCCUAGCUAAAUAGGAUGACUAAAGACAGUACGGUAUAUGAAGCACAGAAAUACUGUAACGUUAGAUGGUCGGGCUGGCUGGCUGCUACUACUUGAGCAGAGAUGAGAUGAUGACUUUAAGGAAUGAAAAAUGAUAAAGACAUCAGAUAAAAAUGAAGUAAUGUACACAACUGAAAUAUGUUAUCAUUAUGAUAGUCAUUUUCUAUUUUUCAAUGGAUGUCUACCCAAUGUGAACCUUGACAGAGACAAUGGAAUAUUUGAAAUGUUUUGACAGUAUAAAUGUUCACUAUUUUUGGUUUUUAAUUUCCAUUAAAAAGCUUUAAAAUCA